This is a messenger RNA of Corvus hawaiiensis (hawaiian crow), 5729 nucleotides long. It is a transcript of the gene EPN2, whose product is annotated as epsin 2. The transcript has 9 exons. Gene Ontology annotation, biological process: endocytosis. The coding region runs from base 296 to 2083 and encodes 595 amino acids. Gene Ontology annotation, molecular function: phospholipid binding; clathrin binding. Gene Ontology annotation, cellular component: clathrin vesicle coat; endosome; plasma membrane. The record is from RefSeq and is a predicted model, not a curated record. NCBI's taxonomy places the organism in Eukaryota, Metazoa, Chordata, Aves, Passeriformes, Corvidae.
CGCCGCCUCCCCGCGGCCGCCGCCGCCAUGUUGGAUGGUGCGUGUGGGUGUCAAGCGCAGCCCGCGGCCGCCGGGCACCGGGACACCGGGACACCGCGCCCGCCCCGCGCCCGCAGGUCAUGAUUUUCAUUUUCUCGUGUGAUCCUCUUGAGGAGAGGAAAUGAUUGUAGUGGAACGUGUUACAGAUAAGCCACUGAUACGGAGCCUUCGCAGUUCAGAAACGUUCCUAGAAGAGCAAAUUUAGCCCUUUGUUGUUUGUGUUCUGGAAUCUGUCUUGGUAAAAAGGGAAAUAAAAAUGACGACUUCGUCUAUCAGACGGCAGAUGAAGAACAUUGUGAACAAUUACUCAGAGGCCGAAAUAAAAGUUCGAGAAGCGACCUCGAAUGACCCCUGGGGUCCUUCCAGUUCGUUAAUGACUGAAAUAGCAGAUCUGACCUACAAUGUUGUGGCCUUUUCUGAAAUUAUGAGCAUGAUCUGGAAACGACUGAAUGACCAUGGCAAGAACUGGCGACACGUGUACAAGGCCCUCACUCUCUUAGAUUACCUGAUUAAAACUGGGUCCGAGAGGGUGGCCCAGCAGUGUAAAGAGAAUAUUUUUGCUAUCCAGACAUUGAAAGAUUUUCAGUACAUUGAUCGAGAUGGGAAAGACCAGGGCAUCAACGUGAGGGAGAAAUCCAAGCAGCUGGUGUCCCUUCUGAAGGAUGACGAGCGCCUCAAGACAGAGAGGGCCCAAGCCCUGAAGACCAAAGAACGCAUGGCUCAGGUGGCCACUGGGGUGGGCAGCAACCAGAUCACCUUUGGCCGAGGCUCCAGUCAGCCCAACCUAUCCACCAGCUACUCGGAGCAGGAGUAUGGAAAGUCUGGAGGAUCCCCGGCAUCCUACCAUGGCUCGACAUCCCCUCGAGUCUCCUCGGAGCUCGAGCAGGCCCGGCCUCAGACGAGCGGGGAAGAGGAGCUGCAGCUGCAGCUGGCGCUGGCCAUGAGCCGGGAGGUGGCGGAGCAGGAGGAGCGCCUCAGACGCGGAGACGAUCUGAGAUUACAGAUGGCUCUGGAGGAGAGUCGCAGAGACACAAUUAAAAUUCCCAAAAAGAAGGAGCACACCACUUUGUUGGACCUGAUGGAUGCCCUGCCCUCCUCGGCACCGGCCCCGCCCAAAACGGAGCCCUGGGGACCUCCUGCUGCUGCUGCUGCUGCUGCUGCUGCGAACCAAACGGAUCCCUGGGGAGGAUCCACAGCUGCAGCCCCUGCCUCUGACCCGUGGCAAUCAUUUGGUGCCAAACCAGCUGCUUCUGUUGACCCUUGGGCAGCACCAGCAGGAUCCACAGCUCAGCCUCUGUCCAAAAAUGUGGACCCUUGGGCUCCUGCUCAGCCAUCUUCUACUGCAGCAAAAUCUUCUGUGGAUCCUUGGGGAUCAGCACCUGCAAACAAACCUCUCUCUACUUCUGGAAGUACAUCUUUUGACCUCUUCAGUAAUUUGAAUGGUACAGUUAAAGAUGAUUUUUCUGAAUUUGACACACUUCGAACUUCCAAAAAGCCAGCUGAAUCAGGUUCCACUCUGCCAUCUCAGCACAGCGGUACCACGAGUCCUGAUCUCUUUGAGUCCCAGCACUCGAGUGGGACAUCAGGCAAACAAAGCGCAGCCCGGAAAACCCCGGAGUCCUUCCUGGGCCCCAACGCUGCCCUGGUGAACCUGGAUUCUCUGGUGUCUAAGCCACCACAACCUGUUACUUCACUGAACCCAUUCUUGGCACCAGGUGCUGCCACCGCACCGACUCCAAUCAACCCCUUCCAGGUGAACCAGCCUCAGCCACUGACCCUGAACCAGAUGAGAGCGAGUCCUGUGAUGGGAAGCAGCCCCUCCUUCAGCGCUGUGCCCCCGAUGAGCAUGGAGCCAAUACCUCUGUCUUCCAUGGCCCCCGUGCCCGUGGGGAUGGCACCGCUGCCGGCCAUGGGCACCGUGGCGUCCAUCAGGAUGGGCCAGGGGCUGAGCAUUGCAGGAUCAAUGCCCCAAGCUCUGCACAGUACAGGAAUGCCGCCGGCAGCCUCCCAGUCUGCAAAUACAACUAACCCUUUCCUCCUAUAAAGACCCAAUUAAAGGAACUUUUCUUUUCCUAGUGUUUCCAGGCUGAAGUCUUUCCAGCAAAACGAACGUGGCCUGUGUGGACUGAACGGUGUGUGAGAGACUUGGAAGUAGAUUUGCAGUUUACAGUUAUGAUCUUUGAAGAGUUGUCUCUACUUACCAGUUAAUCUAAAUCUAGUCUUUGCUACAGAUGGUACCUUACUUUGGCUUGUUGAGCAUCAUGUGAAAUGUUCAGACUUUUCACCAAAGUUAGAUUCUGCCCAUUUUUGUUACUUUGUUAAUCAUUUCAAAUACACUUUCUAGGGAGAGAACCUGCCAUUCGAAAACUCCGUUGGCUAUUUUGUAGAUGUCAGAUCAUGUGCUGGAUUCCUGAAUUUACUCUUCCCCUGCAUCUGUCACUUCCUCUGCCCAUAAGAUAGACCUGGGAUUCCGAGUGCUAGUGAAUGUUUUGCACAUAACUACACACAGUUCUAGACUGUUGGUUCACCCAUAGUCCUUACUCUUAGAAGAGACCGACCCGGAGGGCCCAGGGGGGCUUGGUUUUUAUGCAUUAAACAUUGCAAACUCGCACUGCUUUGGUAUCUCUGAGGUGUGACUGAGAAAAGCAAGCUUGUCUCGAAAGGAGAAUAACACAAAACCCCAGACAAAACACCCAAGACCAUGCUCGAGUUGUGCUGUCGUGUGCAGUGUUGAAUUCCUACACUACUCUAAGGACUCCUGGAACUCUCUGUGAGUGGCUGCACUCGUGCUGAGUGAGUGUCCUGCUCUGUGCUUGUCCAGUACCGGCUUCGUUUGGAAGUUUUUUCAUGUGUAUUUUGUUUUUAUUUGACUUACAAUGUGAGUUGAAAGAAAAAAAAAAUCGGAAAAAAAAAAAGAACAGGAAAAAAACCAGAAAUACAGUGGGACAACUUUGAAUUCAGUUUCACCGGGGCAAGCUUUAAAACUAAUUCAGGCUUAACCUUGCUAUAUGCAGUUACUCUUGUAUACUUUUGCACAUAUUUUGUUUAGUACAGUUUCAUAUUUUGAGUUUGCAGAGUUACCUAAUAGUCCUUUUUUUGCUAAUUUUUAUAAUGUGGUUCUUAUUUAACUGUCUGGUUUUGAUAGAUUUAUCAAGUCUGGCUGAAAAAUUAAGAUAUUGGCAAAUGUCAUUUUUAUGGUUUUAAUGCCCUCUUAUUUAUGGUUUUAGCUCUUUGUUUCUGUAAAGAGAGUUUAAAAGGGAAGAUUAACACUAAAAUAUUUACUUUUAAAUGAAGUAUUCAUAAUGCAAAUCAAAAACAAAUCCUCGUGACUAAUUAUUUUUAGAUGAAUUGAAUUUGAGCAUAACAUGAUUUAAGACUGCAUUAAAAAGAAAAAACACUAAAGUCGCCUUUCCCUUGAUUUGUUCCCGUUUCCCAAUCCCCAGACUGGACAGACUUUUAGCCUUGAUGAAGAUCCCAAGAGAGGCUGUUUGGUUUUAUUUUCCUUGCAAAACUUCUGGAGCUGUUAAAAAUCCUGAUGUACAAACACAACUUGCUUCAUUUUAUCCACUGAUUUUUCCUGUUGGAAGGUGCACUCCGUAGGAUAACUGGUUCCAUGUGCAGCCAUCCCUUGGGAGAUGAAUUAUCCCUUUUUAAAUUUUCAUGUCUGGACUCCUCGGCACCAAACCGUGCUCAGGGGUUCUGCUGGAGCCCCGACUUUGACGGGGCUGAGCUCUGCUCUCCCAAAAAUCCAUGGAAAGGGAUAUCCCUGCAGGGCACCUCGGAAUGGACUUGGUGGCCUUUCCCUAAUUAAGAGAGGGAAAAUAGGAAACAGAAUUUGCCAGAGUUUUGUUGUGGUGGAACAAUUCCCUGUGGGGCCAGAGAGGGGCUGGAUCCCAUGGGAGGACUGGGAUCGAUCUCCUGGUGGGAAGGGGAGGCUGAAGGACGAUCGGAUUUAGGGCACAAUCCCAGACUGGAGCUGUGUAGGUCAGCGUAGCUCUGGUAGUGUAUGGAAUGCUCAGUGUGUGCAUGUUCCUGUGCAGAUAUUGGAUCCUCUGGAAUUGGCAAGGAGGAUUUCCCCAUCUUCAUCUGCUCUUGUUUUUAUAUAGGAGGAAAGAGGAUUGCUGUCCACACCCAGCCUGUCUUUAAAAACUAAACAAAACCCCGUUCACGUUGCCUUUCAGAAUAGGGAAAAAGACCUUUUUUGUUGUUGUUGAGGUUAUUGAAAAGUGUAGAGCAGGAAGGGUGUGAUUCUUGCAGAUCGGGGGAAAAGUGCUUUCCAGCUGAUCUGUGGCGAGAUUUAUCCCGGGUUAUUUUCCCAGUUUGAUUUUAUCAGCACUGGCAUCGAGGUCACUCGAUGUUUUUCCCUUAGUCUGUCACCUGAACUGCAGUGGGAUGGGGCAUUCUCUGUCCAGCCAAAAGUCCUGGCCACGUCCUGGGUCACUUUUUAGAGGCAAGAUGGUGUUGAUAAGAAAUACUCGAAGUGCUGAAAUAAUCUGCAGUUGGAGCUGUCACUGUGAAUUGCUAAAGCCGUGCUCUGGCUCUGGGAGGGAGCCCUGGCUUAAUGAAGCUGUUGAAUGGCAAAUUGUUGCUUUUACUAAGUCACUGCCCCAAGAACUUUAUUCCUUUUGUAUUAAAGAGACAUUUACGGCACAACAAACCCCCCUCCUCCCUGAGGAGCCACACCCCCAAUUCUGGUGCUGUUAAGAUUUAGGCUGAGACUAACCAAGCCCAGAUCCCAGCCUGGCACAGGGCUUGUGGCAGGAGCUGAGUUUAGGAGGAGAAAGAGCUGGUUUGGUAAAUGUUCCUGGGCUGGGCUGUGUCCUCAGGGGGUCACUGUCCUGGCUGGGGAUGCUCCGAAUGGUCCAGCUCUUUUGGUGAUGAUUUUCCUGCUCUCCAGGAUAAUCGUCCCUCCCUCCUGGCCCUCCCACAUUUCUGGAGGAUGUUUGUGUGUCCCAUCGCAUCCCGUCUGCCCCAUUUCUCCAUUUCCCCCUCUUCUUCUUCUCACUUUGCAAAUACUCAAAGUGCUUUUUUUCUUUUUUUCAUUUUUAAAAUGUUAGUAGCCCAAAAUAGCCUUACUGGUCAAAUUGACCAAAGAGAAAAGUGUUAAAUAUUUUGUAAAAAGAAAAAAAAUUCCCCCCUGCCAUCCCCUUGGCAUAAUUCCACCCCCCAAAAUAAGCUCAGUUAUUUAUUCAGUUUUAUACUCUAGAGAAACCCAACUCCGUGGAGGGGGCAGGGAAGGGAAGCCCUGGUGCGUUGUGGUGUUUACAGUUUUUGGGAAGUCCCGUAGCCAAGACAGCUCUUGUUGCCCGAGUGCCCCUUUGCUGUCCCGGUUCUGAGGUGUACUGUAUGCCUGAAUAUUGCACAGGACAUACAGAAAGAGGAGGUUUCUUUUUCCCCAGCAGAAUCUCACUCGCUUCCUUUCCAAGUGUUACACUUCCAAUAUUUCCCAAACUUUCCAUAAUCCCGGGAGCCGGCUGCUUUUUCUGGAUUUGUGCUGACUAUUGACAUUAUUUACUGUAUAAAUAAUUUAUCAUUUGUACUAUUGUAUCAUAAUGUCUGUAUCUUUGUGUCAUUUUUUUUCCUCCCCCCCAAGCGAUGUCACAGAUGUGAUACUUAAACGAUGCCAUCGAACAGUGGAAAGACGAGGGGUUUGUAGGUGACUGGUCAGAAUUAAAAUUGUAUUGCUUCUA